AUGGAAUAUGAUCAAGGAGGAACUAAUAGUGACCAUGCAGUUCGCUGUAUUAAACAACUCUCUGCAAUCCCAAACUGUCUUUCAAUUUGCCAUUGGUCAAAAUCUUCAGAGAUUUUGAGUCAAAGACUUGAUGGAGAGUUUCAGGAAGAAGGAGAAAAUGAUUCAGGAAUGAGUAACUUGGAGCCAAUGUUAAAUCGGGUUGCAGUUGGUGGGAGAUCUCUUUUGCAACUGAGUACUGUAGAUUUUGACCGCAUUUCAAGCUUUUACAAUAUUUCUAGAACUAAUUUGGUAGAUAUUGGUUGGUCUAGAAGCUCUCACACUCUUCUAGGUUUGACUUUAAGUGGUUCUGCAAAUAUUUAUGUGGGUCUCAAAGGUAGACACUGGCAAAUGUCAUCGAGAUUUAGGUCUCAUAAUGUUGCAGGUUGCUGUUUGGAAUGGUUAGGUGAUUCCUCUAACAUGUUUACUUUAGGCUUUCAAGAUGGGGAAAUUAAACUAGUAGACGGAGAAGCACUUAGAGAGUGCUCUGGGGUUAAUAUUAAUUCUUCAGAAGAACUCUGUACUCCAAUUUGGUCGGCUUCUGCAACUUCUUCUCCAGUUAGAGAUAUGCAAUCUAGGAAUCUUGGAUCAGAUGGAUUAUGGUCCAAUAAUGAACUUCUCCUGGCUUAUGAUGACGGUACUAUUUCUCACUUGGAUUUUAGAGCAAAGAUCUCUCAGUGCAGUAGGAUUCAGACUCUAUCAAAAGGCCUUAGUUGUGUUCGAUGGAAUCCACAUGAUAAUAAUGUGUUCUCAACUGGUUGUAGAAAUGGGGUCCAAAUAUGGGAUAUACGUAAAAUGGAUGGAAUUACAUCUGUCACAAACAUUAAGUCUCAGUUUGUUGUAGGAAAGGCAAGGUGGAGACCGGGUUUUCCUUCACAAAUUGCAUUUUGUUGUUCAGCUAUUGAUUCUAAUAUCUAUGUUUAUGAUCUUCUAGACCCUAUUAGACCUAUUCAAAGAUUUUCUAAACACUCUGAUGUAGUUAGAGAUUUUGAUUGGCUUGAGUCUGACGCUAUUAUGAGUUGUGGGGCUGAUAAAAGGCUUAUUCUUUCAGUAUGGGAGGAUGCAACUAAACCAUACAGAAGAAUUAAAACAUCUUCAUGUUUGUAUAUUCCAAAUUUCUACAAUUCCAUGGAAGUUUCCCAAAGAGUUGUUUUCAACAUAUCACAUGAAUUCUUUAGGAGGACCGUUAAUAAAAACUAUGAUAAUUACAAUAAUUUGGUUUCUGGACAAGACUCUAAUAAUGCUUUUCCAGAUACAAAUGCUUCCAACUCAAACUCAAACUUCAACUCUAGUUUAAACUUAGAACAGAAAAAACAAAAUGCCGAGUUCAAAUGUAAGGUAAAAGAUCUCAUGGAUAAUUCAGACUCGAUAUUCAAGUUUUGCAGUGAAAGAAAUGAGUUAUUUAAGUACUCUCUUUAUUCAGUAACAGGUUUUCUUCCAGAUAUUGGCUUAGUACAGUUUCCUGGAGAUUUGGCAUCAAUAUUGGACCCUAGGUGUGAGCUGGAAAGGAGAAUACACAUUCACGAGCUCACUAAUAGGAAAUCUGACUGGAUGAAGGUCAUUCACAAACUUGGGAUCUUUGGAUUGGCUCCAAGUUGGAGUUCUAUUUUUUCUAGUUUGGGUUCCAAGAAGGUUUAUAAAUGGAAAAAUAAAUGGGGACCUCGUAUUCUAGUAUAUAAAAACAAGAGCAUUUCUGAAUUAAGUGGAGUAGUUUAUGUUUCCUCAGGAAGAGGAGACGAUCCAAGUAGUCUUCUAUUUAAUGGAAAUAGCUUAAAGAACCUGAGCUUGGAAGAAAAAAUAGAAUGCGUCUUUGAAUUUUUUCUCGAAGUCUUUGGUGUAAGGAUACUUCAGGAACAAAAAUACAGGCAUAUUAUUCAAAGAAAAGGUUCCCAAAAAGAAGUUUUUGAUUCUAUUUUGAAUGAGCUAAGUGUCCAGUCUAACAUGAACAAUGUUGUUAUUUGCCUUUUAAUUGUAAAUAACUUGUUACCUUGUAUAACACCUCCUGAAUCACCAGUAUUAAAGGCCUACCUUUUGAUGCAGGUAAAAUGGACUUUGAACCUCGUAAUUCUCCUUAGGAAACUUGGACUUUUCUGCCUUUCUGCCCAGGUUAUUAAGUCUAGUCAAAUAAAGGAAAUAAGAAAUUUAGGCAGGGAAAAUAUAUCAGAAUCAAACUUUUAUUGUGGAAGCAUUAUACAGCCAAACGAUCAGGAUUCUUCAAACGAAUCGACAUCUUAUUGUAACAAGCAAAUAAAUUCGGAGAAAAUUCUAUUAGCUAAAAACUUUCAGCCUAGAUCAGAUCUUCAUUCCUGCUUAAAGUGUAAUUCAAGUAAAAAUAUCUGUGUGAUAUGUAGCGAACCAGUUUUGGGGCUCUGGGUUGGAUGCCCUUGUUGUAGACAUGGAGGGCAUCCAAAACAUAUUCAAGAGUGGUUUCUUUCAAACUCAAUUUGUCCUUCUGGCUGUGGCCACUUAUGCCUUUACUAG
Molecule: messenger RNA, 2517 nt
Organism: Cryptosporidium ubiquitum
Lineage: Eukaryota; Apicomplexa; Conoidasida; Eucoccidiorida; Cryptosporidiidae
Exons: 1
Coding region: 1-2517 (838 amino acids)
Biological process (GO): positive regulation of TOR signaling
Molecular function (GO): protein binding
Source: RefSeq, a predicted model, not a curated record